AGUUCGAAUUGAUUAUGUUUUUCCGUGUAUGUAGAAAGAUAAUAUUUGAUCAAGGACAAGCACAUGAAUUAUCCCUCCAAAAGUAGCGUCGGAGGGAGCUAUGCAGUCAAGGACACCAUACAACGCGUUCCGCAACAAGAGAAAGUUUUUAAUUSCGCCAGUGAAGCACUUGACGCUUAYAUAGCAGCUUACGAGAAACGUACCARCUUGUACACACGUCGUACGUCCGMUUUGCUAGCACCCAAACCAAAGUUUUAUUUCAUGGAUUCCUUGGAAAGAAGCUUGAUGGGGAGUCCAGGCAAGUCACCCGGACAGAAAGUUGACGAUCUUGUGGCUUGGGUCAAUCAAACGUAUAAUCAGAACGUCAAAAGUUCUGUUCAACCUUUUGGCGGUCGUACGGCGCUAUCCCGUGGCUUUGGCCAAGCUAAAGAAUCAAGAGAAACAAGAUCCAGAUCAUCCCAUUCAUCAUAUUAUUCAUCACCAAUGCGGAGAAGUGAUAUUGAUGAGCUAUCAUCUCUUCCUUCAGCUGGUUCAUCUCUUGUAGACCUUGACAGCAAUGCUGGGACUGUUGAGACAGAUAUCUUACUUAGUAGUUAUAAAGGGGAAAAGCCUGAAGAUAAAUAUUCAAGGUCAAAUAUAUAUUCUCCCCCAAAGAUGAGAAGUCCUGUGGUUMAAAAAUCACCUCAAAGAUCUAGUGGUAACUUUGAAUACCCUAGUUGGGUUUCUCAUCUUGGAAAAGAAUACCCUAGCUGGGUUGAGGACCUUGACAAUACUGCUCUUUCAAAACGCUCAUCUAGAAGUCCGCAACCAAAGUUCACCUCGACUGUGAAAUCAUAUUCUGAUUCUAACCUUUACAAGAUGACUAGGAAUACAACAAAGGGAACAAAUGAACUAAAACUAUCUGAACUAAAACAGUCUUCACCUAARUCAAGAACACCAAAGUCACAUAUAAGUCGUGUAAAAGACAGUCUUGUUCCUAGAAAAGAAUGGACAGACACUGCUAGUAUGGACACUGAUAUCUUAGURUCUCAGCCAAUUUAUGGUCAACGUCCAAUUAAUAUGGGAGGAGAUCUACACARAACAUUUUAUGAAGAUUCUAAAGUUAACAGAAUUAUAAAAGAAUCAUCUAAAAAGCUUAGAAAAAGUUCAGAGAAAUCUCGAUCUAGACCUCGYGAAAGAACUCGUGAUAAACAAUCAGUYUCUCCACGAUCAAAAAGUCUUGCAUAUACACCUCAACAUAUUUCYCAGCCCCUCUCCCCCAGGGGAUAUCAUAGCAUGCCUCCUMAAUCCAGGGGGGAGCUACAGAGGGAUUCAUCUCCUAGUAGAUAUAAAGAUUACUCUCCACURAGGUCAGGAGAUCAUAGCCGUUCUCCRGAACGAUUAGAACUCAGGCCAACACAAUUCACUAUGCCAGUUAGGCGACCAAAUUUUCAAAGUACAGAAAUUUAUCCAAAAGAAGAAAGAACUCCAUUUAGGUCGCAGUCAAAUUAUGAACAUCCUAUUGUCAUGCAAUCACCAUCUAAAAGUCAUAGUUACGAUCGCAGUCAURCAAGAGAUACAAGRAAUCUAACCCCUUCAAGUCAMRYUAAGCRUUCAGUCAAACAAUCUCRGAAGUCUAAAGAGUUASYGGAAGGUGGCGAGUCCUCAGAUACUGACAGAGAAAUGAGGAAAUCACCAACUGGUAUACGUAUGGAGAAAAUGUAUCGUGAACCAACAACGAUGUAUCCAUGGAAAASUAUGAUACAAUCUCCAAAUCACAAGUCRGUAGUAUUUCAUGAUAGCUACAGUCCAGGGAAACCRGYCUAUGAGUCAACACCGAUGGUACGAAAAGAGAUCAUCRAUGAAAGAGAACACUUGAAGGACAGUUCACCAAGAGAAUAUGUAAURCAAAAUGUUCCUACAAGAUCACCAGGGCUUCAAAAGRCUCUCCCUCGUCCYGUUUUCACAAGCACUGAGAGGGAACRUUCUGUUYCCCAYAAACCACCAGUAGCACCAAGAAGCUCACAAAAGCAGGGAAGACACAAACGAAGCCAGACAGUGCCUGAUUUGAGAAAAAUAGGAUCCAAAUCACGUCAUGGAAAGUCUAGACGAAGUUAUGAUGAUGAUAUGCUGAGUAUUGUGACUUCAGAUACCGAAGUAUUAGUCACACAGCCUUCAAUGCCAAUAGUUGAUGUCAGUCCAUCAUUGACAACAGUGUCUGACAGUAGUGAUACCAUAGUAGGUUCAGAUACGGAAUCAGAAAGGGAGUCAAUAGCUCGUAAAAGGCAUACUAAGACAUCAGCGAUAAAUAACGAGGAGGUUACAAUGGAUUCUACAGCUAUUGAAAGAACCCAAGAAGACAAAUUCUCACCUACAAGUGUGUUUGCAUCUUCUAGUCCAUAUGCUGCUGUUAGAGAAGAAYUGCCAAAGAGAUAUCAUCUCUGGAAACUAGAUGACGACACCACAGCUCCAGACAGUUUCAUUAGAAAAAGACAUGUAUCAGGUGACAAGACCAAUAUUAUUUCAUCAUUCUUGGAMGAUUGUUUGAACAUUGAUGAUGACAGCUAUGACCAGAACAAAAAUAAAAUCCAGUCAUCUUCUUAUCAUUCCUCUUCACGCCUAAGUGGUCUAAAUGGUAGAGAAUCAGCUCCUGGUCCAAAAGAAGCUCUCAAGAAUAUGUUAUUCACCAUGCAGGACAUGGCCCAUCAUGAUGACGAGACACCUCGAUCAGUUGAUAACAGAAGAGUACACUUCAAGAAAAACCGUAUACCAGCAGAUGAUGUGGAUAGCUUGAAUGACGAUCAAAGUGAUACAUCGUCACAGCUGUUUCACGGCGAAGAAUCGCUACAAAGGGCAUAUCAUCACCUUCAGCGUCUAAAGCGACUUGUGGGAAGCGAGGAUGAUCAAUCAUCUGUAGCAUCAGACUUCUAGCGUAKUGAUCAAAGAGUACUGCCAAAGUCCUUGUAUGAUGAAAUUCAACUGCACUAAACAGUAAAUUCAAGGCUUUUGUGCGAGCAAAUCRUACAAUGAUCAGAAAAUUUACGCUUUGACUGCCACUGCGGUAGUUUACGUCAAUUUAGGCAUUUUCAACGCGUGAAACCUGACUCUUUUAGACACUAUAAUUUUAGUUUUCUGAUUUGUCAAUAACCAAUCAUCUAUCGCUUUUCACUUGAUUGAAAGCUUUAAAAAGUCUAAAUCAAACUGAAAGGUUUACAGGUGAUCGUAGUACAAGGAUUUUCGCGGUAACAAGGAAUAUUKAGUGUAGGUGUACCAGUAGUAAAUUAGUAAAAUUAUUGUACAAUUCAUUUUGUAUGAAUAAAGCUAUAUAUAGUAGUUUCAUAUACAA
This is a messenger RNA of Exaiptasia diaphana, 3325 nucleotides long. RefSeq lists its product as uncharacterized. The transcript is spliced from 9 exons. Lineage: Eukaryota; Metazoa; Cnidaria; Anthozoa; Actiniaria; Aiptasiidae. The coding region runs from base 64 to 2910 and encodes 948 amino acids. The record is from RefSeq and is a predicted model, not a curated record.